AAAUUUAGGUUAUUGAGAUUUAUAAACAUUGAAAAUUAUGUAGUUAAUUAAUAGGGUUAUGUUUAUGAAACAUUAAAGAGCAUGUUCGUUUAAUAAAGUAAUUUUCAACAAAAAAUACAUUAUUGUCAUACAAAAUAAUGAACAAGUUCAAUAUUUAGGGAGCAGAUUUCUGAUAUUAAUGAGAAAAUUUUAUUAAACUAUUGUAUUUAAAAAACAACUAAAUCAUGGCCGAGGCUAAUAAAAGUGAUGUAAAAUCCCCAAUGACCGAAGAGGAGAGAUUAGAGUUGUGCCAGAAGCUAGACAAAGAGCUAGAUGAAUUUAUAGACAGCUUAGAAAAGAGGAGGUAUACCGAGGGUUGGCCUGAAGAUAGAUGGGAGGAGGAAAUGGACAAACAUCCAUUUUUUAUGAAGUCGACUCCUGAAAAUGGUGAGCUUUCUCCACUGGCAGAGGGUCUCGCAAAUCUCAAGUUUGAUCCAGAAGAAAACACACCUGUUGAACUAGCUACUAAUUACAAAGAGGAUGGAAAUUUCAAUUUCAAACACAAGAAUUAUAGACUUGCAAUAUUAGGGUACACCGAAGGUAUAAAACAAAGAUGUGAUAAUGCUGAGAUUAAUGCCAGUUUGUACAACAACCGUGCUGCUGCCCACUGGCACUUAAAGAACUUCAGAUCUGCACUCGGAGACAGUGAAAAAGCGUUAUCUUUCAGUCCAAAUCAUACUAAAGCUAAAAUACGAGCUGCUAAGUCAGCAUUUCAAAUAGCAAAGUACCAGACCUGUAUAAAAUACUGUGAAGAAAUCUUAGAAAAUACAAAGGAUAAGGAAAUUUCUGAACUCCUGAGUAAUGCUAAGAAAAAGAAAAUAAUAAUGGAAAGAGAUCAAAGGAAACAGGCUCGUAAUAUACAAAAUAUUACGGAGCAAAAAGACGCGGUACUCAAAGCCAUAAUAGAACGAGGAAUCAAAAUAUCCAAUUGUGAUGACGAAGAUGACAUUGACCUCUCGAAACUUGAGCCAAGUCUUCCUGGAGCUCACGAUGCAAUAGUACACGUGGAAGAUGGAUUACUAAAAUGGCCCGUGUUAUUUUUAUAUCCAGAAUACCAAAUGACUGACUUCGUACGUGGUUGCCCUGAGAAUGUGCCGCUUUCUUGUCAGUUGGAGCAGCUAUUCCCAGCUCCGUGGGACGAAAAAAAUAAAUACAGUGUUGCCAGUGUAAAUGUUUAUUUCGAAGGUUACGUUAAAAUGCCGCACGUCAUAGAUCCGUCAAAGAAUUUGGGGGAUCUGCUGGUAACGAAAUAUUUCGAAUUGAGAGCCGGCACCCCAGCGUUUUUCGUGUUGCCGCGCGGUAGCAAGAUCGAAAGUCGAUUUUUGGAAAAUUAUAUUUAGUGCUACUUUUUUUACAUUUGACGUUAAUUUUAUUGCAAUAUAAUAAACGUUUUUA
This is a messenger RNA of Bombyx mandarina (wild silkworm), 1434 nucleotides long. RefSeq names its product DNA polymerase interacting tpr containing protein of 47kD (gene Dpit47). The record is from RefSeq and is a predicted model, not a curated record. Gene Ontology annotation, biological process: protein folding. Gene Ontology annotation, molecular function: Hsp70 protein binding; Hsp90 protein binding. NCBI's taxonomy places the organism in Eukaryota, Metazoa, Arthropoda, Insecta, Lepidoptera, Bombycidae. Gene Ontology annotation, cellular component: cytosol; nucleus.